AUGUUAACCAUUCCAGGUCCAUCCUAUCUCUCAACAUCUAAACGCCAGACGCUCCUUAAACAGCUCCAAGGAAUCAACCAGUCUAUCGCCAAUGUUGACGCGAUAUACUUGCAUCUAGUCAAACUGAACGGUUCUCAUCGGUUGGAUAUCGAACAGAGAGACACGUUGGAUCGAUUGCUGCAGUAUGGUGAAAAUGCCGGAUCGAGAUUGGGAAAGAAGCUUGAAGAAAAGCACCCAACCAGUGGCCAACUUCUUCUCUUCGUACUUCCACGACCCGGUUCGAUAUCUCCCUGGUCGUCCAAGGCUACAGAUAUUGCUGGCAUAUGCAACUUGGGCUGUGUCAUACAGCGUAUCGAACGCGGUGUUGUUUUCCUUCUCACUUUCAAUGACGAUGCGAAAGAGACAGAGGUAGUCGAUAUUUCCCCGUUCGCGCCUCAUUUACACGACAGAAUGACUCAAUCUAUUCAUCGAAAUAUACUGCCACCAUCCGAGGAAAUUUUUCAUACUUCUUCGAUGACAAAGCGAAAACCUCUUACGACGAUUGACCUCCUUUCACAUAAUACGCGCGAAGGGAGAGUUUCGGUGCUUCGACAAGCAAACGUGGAUCUGGGCCUUGCGUUGAGUGACAGUGAUGUUGAAUACCUAGCCAAGGGAUACGCAGAAACUCUCCAACGAAACCCUACAGAUGCUGAGCUGUUCAUGUUCGCUCAGGUCAAUAGCGAACAUUGCAGACAUAAAAUAUUUAACGCUGAAUGGACUCUGGAUGGUGAGAUCAUGACAGGGGAGGGUAAACGCAAAGAUGGCUCUGGAGGCUCUCUUUUUGGCAUGAUUCGAAACACCGAAAAAUCUCUCAACGCUCAAGGGAAGAACAACACAAUCUCUGCCUACAGUGACAACGCGGCCGUCUUUGAGGGUCACGAUGCAUAUCGCUUCAGCCCUGCACCUUCCGGAUCCUCUACAGCUACUAGUGUGCUGUCCUAUACCCCAACCUCCAAUUCAGAACCCACCCCGAUUCUGAUUAAAGUAGAAACUCACAACCACCCGACGGCUGUUUCACCUUACCCUGGGGCGGCUACCGGCGCCGGUGGUGAAAUCCGAGAUGAAUCAGCUACCGGUAGAGGAUCAAGAACGAAAGCGGGCCUGGUCGGGUUUAUUACCAGCCCAUUGUGUAUACCAGAUUUCACACAUGAUUGGGAAAAAGAUGGGGAGCGAGAUGGUGUUGGGAAACCGGUUCACAUUGCGAGUGCUUUGGAUAUUAUGUUAGAGGGUCCUUUGGGCGCAGCAGAUUUCAGUAAUGAAUUUGGUAGACCUGGGUUGGGUGGGUUUUGGAGAGUUUUCCUGCAAAGAGAAGAAGCUACCACUAACAAGAUUACCUAUCGAGGGUACCACAAACCCGUAAUGCUUGCCGGAGGGAUGGGAACAGUUCGGCCAGAGCUGGCGGUGAAACCUCCACCUUUCCCAAGAGAGCCAGGCGCGGAUCGUGAGCGAACAGCUUACAAGAGGAAACCUGUCAGCCCUGGAACACAUCUCGUGGUGCUCGGCGGCCCUGGGAUGCUGAUCGGCCUGGGUGGAGGCGCUGCCAGUAGUCAACAGGGAGUCUCUAAAGUCUCAAGCAAAAACGAGGACAGCAAGAAACGUCAGGAACUUGACUUUGGAAGCGUACAAAGAGAUAAUGCAGAGAUGGAAAGAAGAGCACAGGGAGUCAUCGAGGGGUGCGUUGCAUUAGCGAAAAACCCGAUUCUCUCGAUCCACGACGUCGGAGCUGGAGGUCUCUCGAAUGCGUUACCAGAACUUGUACAUGAUUCAGGUUUGGGAGCCUACAUCAAUUUGAAUCGUAUUGCUGUUGCGGAUUCUUCAAUGUUGCCGAUGGAAAUUUGGUGUAACGAAUCGCAGGAGCGCUAUGUGCUCGCAAUCGACGCAGAUGCGGAUGGCAUUGCUCUGAAUGUGUUUGAAGAGAUAUGUCGUAGAGAACGGUGUCCCUACUCCCUGGUCGGCCAUGCAACCCUAAACGAGACUCUCGUCGUUCGAGAUGAGGAACGACAGGAGGACGUUAUCAGAGUCGAUAUGAGUGUUCUAUUCGGAGGCGUCGAGAGGAUGAAGAGAAGUGAUAAUCACGUUCCUCCCGCGGCAUCCUUCGUUACCCACUCAAGUGAAGCGACCCCAAAGAUUGACCUUUCAGAAGCAAUAACCCGCCUCCUCCAAUUUCCUGCAAUCGGGUCCAAAUCUUUCCUCAUCACCAUUGGAGAUCGUAGCAUUACGGGAUUGGUAACCAGAGACCAGAUGAUAGGGCCUUGGCAAGUUCCAGUCGCGGAUGUAGCGGUCGUUCGGGCGGGUUACUCUACCCCCGUAGGAACAGGGAGACUGCGUUGUUUUGCGGGAGAGGCAUUUUCGUCAGGUGAAAGGCCGCCGUUGGCUUUGCUUGAUCCAGGUGCUUCGGCACGAAUGGCUCUCGCCGAAUCACUGACCAAUUUGGCUGCUGCUUAUAUUGGAUGUGGUGUCGGGGAUUCGGAGAACUCGGGCAACCCCCUCAAUAAAAUCAAACUGAGUUGUAACUGGAUGUCGGCCGCCUCUAAAUCCGGUGAGGGAGCUGCUUUAUACGAUGCAGUACAAGCCAUAGGUAUGGAUUUAGCUGUCAAAUUGGGUGUCGGCGUUCCUGUCGGGAAGGACAGCAUGAGCAUGAGGAUGGGCUGGAGAGAAUACGUUGACGACCGCGAAAUCGAGAAAGAGGUAUCAGCGCCUGUAACCCUCGUCGUUACCGCGUUCGCUGCUGUCCAAGACGUUCGGGAAACGUGGACGCCUCAAAUUAAAGUGGCCGAAGAAACAGAGACCAUCCUCGUCUUCGUAGAUCUCGCUUCGGGUAAACAACGAAUGGCAGGCUCAUCACUCGCACAAGUGUUUUAUCCGAAAGUCUCACUGUCUUUCUACUCUGAAGAACCGACGCCCGAUUUAACAGGAGCAGACACCGACUCUUUCGUCGUGUUCUUCCGAGUGACACAGGUUAUAAGGGCCAAAUAUCCCGGAAUGGUAUUGGCGUAUCAUGAUAGGAGUGACGGUGGUCUGUUUGGCGGUGUGGUUGAAAUGGCAUUCGCUGGGAGAUGCGGAAUUGAAAUUUCUCUUGACUCGGUCGUUCAGGAUGAUGUUACAAAGGAGGAAGAGGCACUGGUGAGAGCACUCUUCAAUGAGGAACUGGGUGCUUUGUUCCAGAUUCGGAAGCGCGACCUGGCGAAGUUCAAAGAGGUAUUCACGUCUGCGGGUUUCUCUACCGAGACAUCGUUGCAUGUGGUUGGUUCCCCUACUACGCAAGCACACAUUAUCUUCACACUCAACGGAAAACCGGUCUACACCAACACCCGAGAGACGCUGGAGAAGCUGUGGAGCGAAACUUCGUUCAGGAUGCAACAGAUCCGAGAUAAUGCACAGUGCGCCCAAGAGGAAUUCGCUCUCAUUGAUGAUGCCGGCUAUCGAGGGAUUUACUACGAGCCGUCCUUUGGACCCACUUCACCAAUAACAGGAAGGCCCUCUCCGGCGGGAGCAUCGACUCCGAUCCCUUCUCCAGAAAAGCUUCUUGUUCACCGACCAAAAGUGGCGGUGCUGAGAGAGCAAGGAGUGAACGGGCAUGUGGAAAUGGCUUGGGCUUUCUAUGCCGCUGGAUUUGAGGCUGUCGACGUGCAUAUGUCGGACAUUCUUGGGUAUUUGACUCCCUCAUUCUCAACACCUUCUUCCAAUGCCGUCGCCCUGGUCUCCGCGUCCUCUCACAAAUCACUAUCACUCUCGGACUUUGUCGGACUAGUCGCUUGUGGCGGAUUCUCCUAUGGAGAUGUUUUGGGUGCUGGUAAAGGGUGGGCAAAUUCCGUGUUGAUGAAUUCACGCGCAAGAGCGGAAUUCGAGGGGUUCUUUAGAAGGAAGGACACGUUUACACUGGGCAUUUGUAACGGAUGUCAAUUCUUGAGUGCGUUGGUUAGAGGAGGAGUUGACCUAGGCGAUGGCGAUGGCGAUGAUGUUUCCCAAGCACAUGGCACGACCUCCACAGAGUGGCCAGAGUUCAAAUCCAAUCGUUCAGAACGAUUCGAAGCACGGGUUUCCAUGGUCGAAGUAGUCGAUAACCCAGUCACUCGUCGGUCUGUCUUUUUACGAGACAUGAGGAACUCGAAAUUACCUGUUGCAAUCGCACAUGGGGAAGGCAGAGCGUCGUUCUUACCUUCUGGUGCUUCUUCCAAUGCGGUUGCUGUGAGGUAUGUGGACUCGAAAGGGCUCCCUACCACGCGUUACCCUUUGAACCCGAAUGCGUCACCAGGUGGUGUGACGGGCAUACAAAGUCGAGAUGGGAGGGUGCUGGCAAUGAUGCCACAUCCGGAGAGGGUUACUUGCUUGGAGAGUAAUAGUUGGUACCCUCCUCGAAUGAAAGACGAAGGAUGGAAUGAUAUGGGACCGUGGUUUAGAAUGUUCUUGAGUGCACGAGGAUGGUGCCAAUAG
Marasmius oreades (fairy-ring Marasmius) is the source of this 4473-nucleotide messenger RNA. RefSeq lists its product as uncharacterized. Gene Ontology annotation, biological process: 'de novo' IMP biosynthetic process. The transcript is spliced from 11 exons. NCBI's taxonomy places the organism in Eukaryota, Fungi, Basidiomycota, Agaricomycetes, Agaricales, Marasmiaceae. Gene Ontology annotation, molecular function: phosphoribosylformylglycinamidine synthase activity. The record is from RefSeq and is a predicted model, not a curated record. Bases 1 to 4473 code for a protein of 1490 amino acids.